CGUCUCUCUUCGGUACUUUGAACAGCAUAUCUCUGUCGGCGUUCCGACCACCUUCACAUCCUCUCGUGUCUUUUUACGUCCUCUACUUUUCUUUCUCUGGUGCAGAUUCCUUCUUGACCACACGCUCUUCUCUGGACAACGAGUCGACCCGCAUGAUGAAGACUCAGUUCAUGGCCCUGUGGGAUGGUCUGCUAUCUGAACCUGACAGUCGCAUCAUGGUGAUUGGGGCAACCAAUAGGCCUACAGACCUGGACGUUGCCAUACUUCGGCGUUUGCCAUACAAGGUGCGUCUUUUCUGGGGACCGCUCUCUCCCCCCGCCUGCCUCCCCACUUCGACCCAUGGCCAUCACCACGCAUUUUUGUGGAAUUCGCCGUAUAAGCACAGACUAUGCUUACUUUUGUUCAUUUUCCCGUAG
Dibothriocephalus latus is the source of this 416-nucleotide messenger RNA. Lineage: Eukaryota; Metazoa; Platyhelminthes; Cestoda; Diphyllobothriidea; Diphyllobothriidae. The record is from the annotation of a GenBank genome assembly.